AUGACUACUCCCACUUUGAUCAACUUGCCUCCUCCCCCAUCGGACCCUGUCACUCCAUCGGAUAUGGGACCAGGCACUCCCAACUCCGGCACGACAUCGCUAUCCGCUCUGUCGACAACAGCUAUCAAGGACGGCCACCAGGGUCAACCGUUUCCCCACAGCCGUCAUGCCCACCAAUCGUCCUCAGCUUCCACAUCUUCUACCACAACCCUAGAGGCUGAACGUGCAGACCGCAUUUCCCGGCUAGCGGGCCUUGAGCGUGUCGCCACAGCCCGCGCCGGUGGCCAAACGUCUUCCAGCCAUGUGCCGCAACCGUAUGCGCCAGGGUACUUUGAAAGCCAAAUGCUGAAAGAACGCAGCACGGUCGGUAGUGCCAGCGCGACGGGCAGUGUCGCCGGACGUACGACCUGGGCAAGUGGCAGCGACGCAUACGACGCUGAUAAAAUGAGCGAGGACCACGAGGAUGACGGCACUUCCAGCAUCGGCAACAUCAGUGAUGAGGGGAAUGCCAGUUUAGUUGGAUUUGGUGAAGGUGCCAAUAGUACCAUCAGUGGACCGACCUCUCGCCCGUCCGGAUUAAACCGCAUCUCUUCUGGAGGAGUUGGUGCCCGGCCUACUUCCCUGGGUUCAAAUGCCAAUCGCCCCAACCCUCUAUCUUCCUAUCUCCAGCAACAACAGUACCAUGCCGGGGAAAAUUCGAUGAUGUCACCUUCGCCGGCUGGGUCGAUGACCCCCGAGCCUUUGAAUGACGAUGCUCGCAUGCUCGAUGGAAUGACUUUCGACUCGGAUGUCGUUGAUACGACUGCCAGAACCCCACGGUUGGCCACCCCUGGUCACAAUACCAAUGGGUUUGGCUCGCCAGCCCGGGACUAA
Molecule: messenger RNA, 873 nt
Organism: Penicillium paradoxum
Lineage: Eukaryota; Fungi; Ascomycota; Eurotiomycetes; Eurotiales; Aspergillaceae
Exons: 2
Coding region: 1-873 (290 amino acids)
Source: RefSeq, a predicted model, not a curated record